Dunckerocampus dactyliophorus (ringed pipefish) is the source of this 2361-nucleotide messenger RNA. It is a transcript of the gene buc, whose product is annotated as bucky ball. The transcript has 5 exons. The record is from RefSeq and is a predicted model, not a curated record. NCBI's taxonomy places the organism in Eukaryota, Metazoa, Chordata, Actinopteri, Syngnathiformes, Syngnathidae. The coding region runs from base 129 to 2315 and encodes 728 amino acids.
UGCGACUGAUUUGUUCCUUCAAGACACGUUUCAGUAAGUCUAGAAAGUCUGCAACUUGAACCCGGAAGCUGUGGUGCACUGAUAGUCAAGUUGUAGUCCAGUGUGGUUACGUAGCUGUGAUUUACAUCAUGGCUGCUGUUAACAGACCUCAAACACCUCACCAACCGCGUGGAGAUCCACACUUCCAUGCCACCAGUGGUGUGCCAAACACUGGACAGCAGUACCCCGGGCCACAGACCAGCGGCCAAGACCCAGGAGGGACACCCCAUCCCAUGUCUGCACGACCGGUCUUUUACGUCCAUGCGCCACCUGCGCCGCCUUUUCUCCACUACCAAUGGCCCAUGCCCUUCUACAACCCCUUUGCUGGCUUCCCAAGCAUGGGCUAUGGUGUGGUCAUGCCCCAAUUCCCGCCUCCCCCCUAUAUGGAGGCUCCAGCAUCAUACAUUAUGCCCCACCCACAUGUUCAACCAGUUGACUUCAGACGCUUUUUAAACCCUGUGGUCCAUCCUCAUGGCCCCCUGUACCAGAACCUGAACCAGACCAGAAGGGUUCGGGUUCCUUAUACUGUCCCUGUUAGAGAAACUGUCAACUCUGAGGUCCAAACAGAACCGCCACAGGCAACUUUGGAUAGCAACGGAAAGGGAAGACUCCUUGUGGGUUCAGAUUCAGGGCGAGGAACUGCGUCGUGUUCUCCAUCAUCCUCCAGUUGUAGUUCGCAAAAACAAGGGUCUGAGGUUGAAAAGUAUACUUCACCCAGCAGUUGUGUAGACAAGGAGAUCCAGGUCACCAGCCCCUGCAAACAAGCCUUUGUGUCACAUCCUGACAAAUCAAAUAGGGCUGUCAAGUUAUGUUGUGAAAGGUUAGACCAGAAUAGGUUUGUAGACAUGGACAGUCAGAAAACUGGCCGUGGUAAUGUGUGGUCAGUGAGCUCUCAGGAUUGCAUCGUUCCUGUGUGUAGCUCUUCUCAGCAAGAGGACGAGGUUGUCAAAGAAAGGCGCCCCUCCGUCCCUGACAUUUUGGUAUGCUGGGACAGUACUACACCACAGAAUGUGUCAGGCAAUCUACUACCUCAUGAGGACCAGCAGUCCUCCAGAUGUGACGAGGACUAUGAAGGGCCUGUUUAUCAGAGUACUACUGAAACAAAGCGUGUUCCUGCGCUUGGUGAUGACCACUGUACCAAUUCUGCUGAGGGCACCUCAGAUCGCAAGAGUGACACACUUCAUGAGGUCCUCUUGGAAUCCAGAAGACAAAGUAGAGCAUUAGGAUUGCACAACUCUGAAAACCCAACUGAUCUCCAGAGCCAAGUUGGGCAUUCGUUUACCAAGGUCUGUGGAGUCGGUGGCAAUGAAGACAACUGUGCGACAUUCCCACACAAUGACACGACUGAAAGUAUUCACUGGAGAAGUACCUCCCAAAUGAGAAAGAAAAUGAAUGAAUCGGUGUGGUCUGUAGAAUCUCUAGCCCCAUUUAUCCCUAAUAAGGAAUGGAUUUUGCAAAACGGCAUGAUUGGACCUGAGAUGAUUGCCGAGCUGAACGAGGACCCUGAAAAAGAUGGGCCGUCGACUCAAAAGGACUUUUUCAAAUCAGACAACAAACGGGUUCUGAGGUUGUCUUCCUCCGACUCUGCUCCAAUGUCGGACAGUUGGCUUGUUUUCUGCACUCCUGGUGAUCAGACGAAGAAACCACAAACUCCAAAAACCCCUGAAACGCCAGGACUGCAGAGCAUGGCUCCUUUAGAAAAUGAAGCCCCUGUUUGCUUACAGGUUAAAGUUACACCCCCCAGAACAGAUGUGGGGGAAAAUGGGUCUUCUGAACCUGUGGCUAAUCCAAGCCCAAACCAGGAAUUGUGUAUGAUUGAGCAGCAGGCAGGGAGUCCCUGCUCUGCUGGACAAGAAAAAUGGUCCUCAAACCCCUUAGCAGGUGACAAAGUCCCACCUACAGCCCAGUGGACUCUGGAUAAAAGUGAAGUUGUGAAACCUGACAAUGGAGAAAAUGGAAGCAAAGAUAACUGCCAGCUGAGGAACCAUCAACUUUGUGUCCCUGUGACUGAUCCCAGAAUGGCAGCAUUAUCCCCAAGCAGCAUCGCACACUGUCUGUUUAUCGGUUUCCACUGCAAUACAUUGCAUGAAGCGAAAUGUCCAUAUGAGAAGCUGAAGCCUAACAUGGGGCAGAAAGCAAAGCAUCCAGAUAUCAGGAAAUACAAAAAUGGCAAAACUGAAGGAGGCUCAAAGAAUGGGCGAAUGCAGAAGAAUCAGAAGAAAUUCACUUCAUGGAGGAACAAACGACAUGGUGGAGAUGGAGAAAACAAAUGCUGAGCUGUAGCCAUGAGACAUUUUGUUUUUAAGGACAUUUAAACUGAAA